UUCGCGAGAGAAGAAUGGAGCAGGAGAGAGUUAUGUACUAUAUGUGCCAGGGGGGUCCACAAAAGAGACCACAUCGACAGUAGAAGGGAGGGGAAAUAACUAAAGCAGUGGAGAGACUUUAAGUUGAUUUAUUAGAGAUCUUUCUGUUCAGCUGCAACCACUGAGAGGACAAGACAGAGAGAAGGAGGAGGGGAAAGAUAAGUGUCAAUCUGUUCAGACUUGUUUGGGAAUUUGAGGAAGGAGGGGAGAGACAGCGAGGCAGCAAGAGGGAAAAGUAAGGAGAGCUCAGGCGUAAACAUUAAGUGUUUCACAAGAGUCAAAGUAUUGAGAUACAAAUAUAGUUUUGAUUAGUUUGAGCACAUUUGUAUCGUCAACUAAACAAUGUGAGGUGUCAUUUAUUGUGUGUUGUGCAAUCCCAUGCAUUUGAGCUGAACUGGACCCAGUGGGGAGACCUCAGAUCUCCCCAGGAUACUACAUUCAGGUCCUCCAAAUCAUAAAAUGGGAACUAAAAGGCCCAGCUGCACGCCCUUUGACACUUUAACUAAACUCAACACAUCUGAACGCAAGCUUCAGCCAGGUGGAAAAAUCUCCCGCGAUCCAAGUCCAAGGCCAGCAAUGACUGCCCAGUCGGAGAGAGAGAGAGACAGAGACAGCAACCGGGAGGAAGAUAGGAGGAGGGAGCGAGAGGCCGAGAAAAUGAGGGACAAAACGAGAUACAAAGAUAUGGAUCCACGAGAUAAAUACUCUGAAAGAGACCGAGCUCCUGCACCAAGGCCAAGAGAGGGAGAAAGAGAGAGGACCGAAAGAGUGAGGAGGCAGGAAGACGACGGAAGCAAAAAUGGGAGGCCCCUGUCAAAUUUAGAGAAGGAGAGUUUGAGAGAACUAGACAGGGGGACGAAGAAAGGCGACACAUUUCCCCGGAUGAGAAAAAGCAGUCCAGGUCGCGGAAGAGGAAUGGCACCCACCGUGGAGUUGGACAAAGAGAGGGAGGAAAGAAGACGGAGAGAUGGGCCGAGAAGAGUAGAGCCAGAUGACCGGGAGAGAGAAAGAGAAAGGACACAGCAGAGAGAGAGGUACAGGGAGAGGGAAAGAGAUGAUAUCCGAAGCAGGGGAAAGGCAGAGGGAACAAACACUUUAGGAAGACCCGUCGAAGAUGAUAGAUCACGAAAGAUGAAAAGAUAUCCGGAGCCUGAUGUCGUUUUUCAAGACAGGAGAAGAGAAGGGGGUAAUUCACGGGACAGAAGAGAGAGGGAUGCUGCUAGAAAAAGGGAUAAGCUGGAGCCUAACACAGGAGAGAGGGAGGUCAGGGUGCAUUCUGCACACAGGAGAAGAGAGAGAGAAAUGCCCUCUGAUAGGGGAGAGGGAAGGAGGGACACUAGGAGUGAAGGAGACAGUGAUGAGAGAGAGCGAAAGAAGGAGAGAGUUAGGAUCAAAGACAGGCAGGAGUUGACAUAUCAACACAGCAGAAGUGAGGGGGACAACAACGGGAAGAAACAGGGGGAUAGAGAUCAAGACAGGCAAGGAUCCAAGGAAGAGGACAGGCAGAGAUACAUGGACAGAGAAGCGGAUGGAACCAGGAGGAAGGGAGGGGAAAAAGAUAGAGAGAGAUACAGAGAGGCUGACAGGAGAGUGGAGAGGGAGGGAGACAGAGGGAAAGAAAGUGUGAGAGACUUGAAGGAUGACAGGAGAGAGGAGGACAGAUACAGAGAUCGUGGCAGGGAAACAAAGGAAAGAGAGGCUGACCCGAGACGGGAUGAUGCGACAAGCAGUAGAAGUAGAUCCCAGAACGAGACGGCCCCUAGGGUGCCUCCACGAGCCCAGAGCAGCGGGGAGUGGAGCAGCGACAUGGACAGUGAUAUGAGAAAGAGGAGAGGCAGAGACAGUUAUGAGGAGUCAGGGAAAGAGAGUGACAGAGACACAGAAGACCAAAGACAUACAGGUGCUGGAAGAAGUCAAAGCAGGCAAACAAGAAGUGAGAGACAAGAGAAAGACAGGGGAGAUAUGACGGGGCAAAGAAGGCUGUGGUUAGAGCCAGAGAAGGACAAGAAUAGGAAGGACGAGUUAGAAGACAGGCAAAGGGGGAAAGAGAGGAGGAGAUAUGAAGAUGGACAUUUCGAGUCACAGGCUGAAAGAGAGGGACGGCGAGUAAAAGAGGAACCAUGUGAGAAAUACUUGCCCGAAAGCAGUAAUAGAGGAAGGAAUGAAGGGAGCAGUAGGAACAGGGGGGACACGGGGAGUGAGGGUGUUAGUGUAGAUGGAGAGGACGUGGGUGAAGUCUGGAGAGAAAGAGAUAAGAGGGGGAUGUCUGACAGUGAUGGAGGGAUAGAGGGAAGACAGCGGAGAGACGCAGAAGGAGAGAGCGUGACAGAUAACACAGGGGACAGUGACAGAGAGGAAGAGGGGGGGAGAAAUGACAGAGCCCAAAAAGAUAGUGAGACGGGGUGGAGCGGAGAGAGAGACAGAAUACAGUCAGGAGAGGACGGCUUUGUGACCUUGUCCAGCGGAGGAGACGACGAGGAUGAGAGAGAGGAAGACGAAGAAGAGGAGUUUGAGGACUGUCGGGAAUUCUUGGAAAGUUCACAUGAUGCCAUCCAGAUGCGUGAGGGGGGAGAUAAGAAGGGAUGGACAGUGGGAGAGGAGGAGGGGGUGGAUGAAGACGAGGAGAAGAAGAAGAAGAAGCAAAAGUAUGUCUUCUGUGUGAUUGGGCAAACUUUGCCCAGGUCAAACACCAGCAAGAUGUCCCCGUCACAAGAUGAUCACAUGGCAGGGGACGAAAGACACAACCCAAAUAUGGAGAGUCGCAAUGAGGCCACACAGGAUGAUGACUUGCAUCCGAGUAGAAAUGAUGAAAAAACAGUCAUCAACAACCAGCAAGCAAAGAGGAAGAGUGAGUGUGACGUGCCAGGGGAGGAAACGCCGGCCUCAGAAGACACAACCGAAGUGAAUGUCAGAUACAGAGAGACUGGAGGGGAAACAAAGAGCAAAGGAGAGCACCCAUACGCAGAAAUAGGGACCGUUAAAAAAGACUCGCAGACUGAAAAACUCCUACAAGAGUGGAGAAGCAAAAAUAAAGGGGGAGUGGAAGAAGAGCAGGAGCUAGAUUUGCAGGUGCCCAGUAAUCCCUAUGGUAAUGUUGCUUCUCAGGUGAAUCUUGAACAAAUUCAACCCAUCUUGGAAGGGAUUAACACCGGAGCAAUGAGUCCAGAAGAGGUGGAGGCCAUUCGCAUCCGAAUGAGCGGAGCAUGGAGCAUGUCCGAGGAACCCAAGCGUCAUUCCCAGGCCCCCCAUCUUAAAUGGGCUAAAAAUGUGUUGUGGGAGAUCCUGGGACACUCGGAGGAACAUACCAUUGAUGAAGCAGGACAACAAGGGGUCAACCAGCCGGAGGCAGACAACAAGAACAUGGAACAACAGGAGGAGGUUGGACAAGGGACCGCACGUGUGCCUGUUAUCCAGUUGAGUACGGACGAACAGCACUCGGAGACAGAGCAGGAGGAGGAAGGGCCGUCGGAGGAGUUGAGAGGUAUGGGGCAAGACCAAGCCGACAUGCAUGCUGACCAGUUCACAAAUAUUCAUGGUGACUUAACGGCAUACACUCAUGGUGACACAUUGUCAGACAAAGAAGGGAAGGUGGAUCCCAGUAUGGACAUAGUAACUGAGCCAUCUGAUCACAUUCAGUUAGAAAAGGCAGCAGUAGAGGUGAUCAUUAGCGAAGAGGCAGGGGAUGACGUUAUUACAGAUGAUAUGGAAAGCAGAGAUAAGGAGGAGAUGAUGUAUUUAACUGUGAGCAACACGCUGUACAAGCCUAACAGCUGCCCUAUUCUUAAUUAUGAUAGUGAAUCUGACCUCCUGGAUAUCUCCAGAGAGGGGGAAGACGGAAAGGGGGAAAUUAGGGAAAGUGAAGAAGAAAGGCAGGGAGAGGAAACUGAGGAGAGGGUUACUGUAGAGGAGGUGGGAGAGGAAGGUGAGGGGGAUAAUGGAGAGGGAGAGGCGGUGGCAAAGACCAAGAAAGUAGGGGGGGCUGGGCUGAGCAGCAGCAGUUUUCUGGCUUUGGGUCCCGAGGCUCGAUUGAGACGAAGGGGAAUCCGUAAAACCACUGAAAGAAGAGAUGACGAGAAUGGAAGGGAUCGCAGAACCAGAAUUUUCUCUACAACAGAUGAUGAGGAUGAUCGAAGCAAAAGCUGGGGAGAAAUAGAGCUGAGAAAUGUUUUGGACACAAUCGACAGACGGAAAAGGAAUUCAAAGAUUUUCAAUGCGGCCCAGUUAUACCAGCAGUACAACGAGGCGGCCCAGAACAUUGAGAUCCAGCGCCAGGCUCGCUCCGAUGGCGUCCCUCCUCCCUCCCCCCCUCCUGCCCGCAGACCCCUUCCUCCCCUACCUUCUGUCCCGCAUCCCCACUCCUUGUCCCACUCAAACUCCAUCACCAGUGUCCAAAGCUUGCCUCUCCCUGAGCCCCCGAAGAGUGAAGGCAGGCCUUCCUCCCCUCGUCUCUCCGUCUCUCUCUCUCAGUCGUCGUCUCAGUCGGCCUCUCUGUGGAGGGAGCUGCCGGGCGUCAGGAACAGCGUUGAGCUGGUGGAGCUCACAGAUGACGAGAGACGACUACAGGAGGUGAGAUUUGAAGUGGUGACCUCGGAGGCCUCAUACUGCCGGAGUUUGGACAUUGUUGUUGAACAUUUUGUCAAGUCCAAACAGUUAGGGACGCUGUUAGCCUCUCAGGAUAGGAACUGGCUCUUCUCCCGGCUCGCUGAUGUUCGGGCCAUCAGCCACAGUUUUUUAUCAAAGCUGGAGGAGCGUGUUGAAUCUGAUACCUUUCUCUUCACCGUGUGUGAUAUCAUCGCAUGGCACUGUCAGCGCUUCAAAUUGGUUUAUGUGCCCUACCUCACCAACCAGUCCUAUCAGGACGCCACCUACCAGAGACUCAUGGAGGAGAAUCCAGGGUUCAGACGGAUAGUGGAGAAAUUAGAGAGGAGUCCUGUUUGCCAGAGACUUCCUCUUCGUUCCUUCCUCGUCCUCCCCUUCCAGAGGAUCAUAAGAAUUAGGCUGCUGGUCCAGAACAUUGUGAAGAGAACAACUCCUGGUACUGCAGAGGCAACACAGGCCAUCAAAGCUUUGAAACUUCUGGAGAAGCUGAUUCAAGAGAGUAACGACAGCAUCACUCAGAUGAAAAGCAUUGAGUCUCUGGUCUCUCUCAGUGCUAAAGUGGGCUUUGAGUGCAGGACUCUUCCUCUGAUCAGUCAGUCUCGGAGGAUGGUGCGUGAAGGUCUGGUCACUGAGCUGAUGGAUUUCUCUCUAAAAGAAACGGAGAGGAAUAUUUAUGUGCACCUAUUCAAUGACUAUUUGCUGAUUUCCCUUCAAAAAGAAGGGGGAAGGUUCACAGUUAUAGACCACUCUCCCGUAUCUGACCUGCGUGCUGAGAACUGUCGUGUCAAACUGCACACCCUCCAGAAGAACCUGUUCCGGCUGCACAUGACAAACAGAGCCCUUCUGGUGCGGACAGACAAAGAGAGUGAUAAGCUACGUUGGAUAUCAGCUCUCUCCCGGCCUCAUCCUGAAAUAGACUUUUCUGCUGCAGAAGAUUUUACACAGAUGCAGUGUAUCCGGGCUAUUGUUGGCCAUCAGCCUGAUGAGCUUUCGUUGGAAAAAGCGGACAUCAUUCUAGUGCAUCAACAAAGCAGUGACCAUUGGGUAGAGGGGACCAGACUGUCCGAUCGGCAUCGUGGAUGGGUUCCAGAUUCACAUUUGGAAACCAUAACCAACUCUAAUAUCCAGCAACGCAACCUUUCAGAUGCCAUCAAACUGACAACAGCCACAGCUGCCGUUUGAACAGGACACUCGGACUGGACAAGGGGACGUCCUGGAAUAAAUCGCAAAGGAGAGGACUUUGAGUAGCUGGAAAUUAUUAUGGACACUCAGUGCUACUGAUGGGCUUUUCUGCCAUUGUAUUUUUUCUCUAAAGUGCAGCAACUGAACAGUUGUAGAAUGCAUCUCAAUAUCAUUUUGGGUCUCAUUUGAUUUACUCAGCGGAACAAGAUAUUGACUUCAAUGCACAUGCUGAGGCCUGCCUGAAAGACAUUUAGCACAUUGUAACUGUAUUGACUUUUAUCUACAGUACAGUACCAACAAGUGUGUGCGGCAAUAAAUCAAUAGACUGGUGUUUUAAGAGAAAAUGCUUAAAAAAGGAUAUCACCUUUUUUUUAAAGAGAAAAAAAGUUUGCUGUGUUUGAAAAAUCUAUUAUUAUUUGUGUAUAUUGAAGAGAACAAAGAGUUGAGUGUAUGUUGCAUUUCUGUUAAGAAAGUUGGCCUCUGCAUGAAGGUGACCUAGCAGAAAUCAUGCAAAAAUGUAUUAGACGAUUCAUAGAUGUACAGAUCUUACACGGUGAGGACAUUUCAUAAUAAUUCAUAUUGGAGGAAUAAAAUCACGUUUGGAAAAGUA
This is a messenger RNA of Trematomus bernacchii (emerald rockcod), 6430 nucleotides long. RefSeq names its product Rho guanine nucleotide exchange factor (GEF) 5 (gene arhgef5). The coding region runs from base 499 to 5820 and encodes 1773 amino acids. Gene Ontology annotation, cellular component: nucleus; cytoplasm. The transcript has 15 exons. Gene Ontology annotation, molecular function: guanyl-nucleotide exchange factor activity; protein binding. Gene Ontology annotation, biological process: intracellular signal transduction; activation of GTPase activity. The record is from RefSeq and is a predicted model, not a curated record. Lineage: Eukaryota; Metazoa; Chordata; Actinopteri; Perciformes; Nototheniidae.